ACAUUCCAUCCGUCGAUUGAAGAGGAGGAAAAGAAAGAAGCAGAAGAAGAAGAAGGUUACCAUAAUCAAGAAGAUGGCGUCGUUGACUGCAAGUCGUCCAACCCUCGGCGGUUUCAGUUUUGACAACUGUAAAAGAAAUGCAUUCCUUGAUGACAAAGCGAAGGAAUUGGGUUGUAAUUUGCCUGCUCCUCGUAAGACUGGAACUACAAUUUGUGGCAUUGUGUUCAAGGAUGGGGUCAUCCUGGGAGCUGACACCAGAGCCACUGAGGGCAUGGUAGUGGCUGACAAGAAUUGCUCCAAGAUACACUACAUCUCACCCAACAUCUAUUGUUGUGGAGCAGGAACAGCUGCAGACACCGAAAUGACCACUCAGAUCAUCUCCUCCAAUCUGGAACUGCACUCCCUCUCCACAGGCAGACUGCCUCGCGUGGCCACUGCAAACCGCUUGUUUAAGCAAAUGCUUUUCAGGUAUCAGGGGUACAUUGGGGCUGCUCUUGUCCUGGGUGGAGUGGAUUGUAACGGUCCUCAUCUUUACAGCAUCUACCCUCAUGGCUCCACUGACAAGCUCCCAUAUGUCACCAUGGGUUCUGGAUCCCUGGCGGCCAUGGCAGUGUUUGAAGACCGAUACAAGCCCAACAUGGAAGAAGCGGACGCCAAGAAGCUUGUGCGUGAUGCUAUCGCUGCAGGAAUCUUCAACGAUCUGGGUUCAGGCAGCAACAUAGAUCUGUGUGUUAUUACCAAGGAUCAGGUGGACUACAUUCGACCCCACGAUGAGGCCAACAAGAAGGGCAUCAGAACUGGUGACUACAAGUAUAAAAGAGGAACCACAGUUGUGCUGACCAAGCAGGUGACACCAUUCAACCUGGAUGUGAUGGAGGAAAGUGUACAAACUAUGGAUACUUCCUAAUAGAAAUGUAUUUAUUUUGGUAAAUGCAAUGUCACUGCUUUCUUUUCAAUAAAAUUCACAUUUUC
This is a messenger RNA of Nerophis ophidion (straightnose pipefish), 972 nucleotides long. It is a transcript of the gene psmb7, whose product is annotated as proteasome 20S subunit beta 7. Gene Ontology annotation, molecular function: threonine-type endopeptidase activity. The coding region runs from base 74 to 907 and encodes 277 amino acids. The transcript has 8 exons. The record is from RefSeq and is a predicted model, not a curated record. Gene Ontology annotation, cellular component: proteasome core complex. NCBI's taxonomy places the organism in Eukaryota, Metazoa, Chordata, Actinopteri, Syngnathiformes, Syngnathidae.